AUGUCGCAGCGACCCUUCAACAUGAAGAACGCGAAGCAGAAGCUCACCAGGAAUCUCAAUAUUCUCGACGGCUUGCUGCACGAAGCUCGAGAGUUCGAGCAGCCAUGGACAUUCCCAACUCACGCGCAAGAGUUGGAGCUUUUUCUCAUUUCAAGAGGAAUGAUGGUCAAGAAUCUAAUGUCCAAAUUACAACAACGAAGAGAUGAGAUUUGCGACUUUCACGCGGAAUGCAAUCAAUCCAUCAAUGAUCUUGAACAAAAACUCAAAGGUGACAUAGAAGAACAAUUCGAUAACUACUGGUCCGAGAAACAGGGAGAGGACCUGCUCCACCAAGCUGAAGAACUAGAGCGCAAACUAGAAAGGCGACUACUGGAACUACAAUGUCAAGAAAUAAGCUUCAGACAAGAAUUCAAUAGAGAUCAAGGAGUCAACUCAAAUCAAUUCCAUCCUUCGACUACUUCGUUUCAACAAUUGAAUCCGGCGAACACUUGGACGUUGGAACGACGACUCAUAGGAAACGAACUCAAGGUACCAAAUUUCUAUGGUGACCCCUCGGAAUUCGACUCCUUUUGGGAAUUAUUCCAAGAACUGGCCAUCAUAGCCACCCUAGAAAAACAGGGUGAAACAAUCAACACAACCAAUAUGCGAACCAUGGUCCUCGACACAUUCUCGAAAAAUGUUCAGGACGAAAUGGCUAGAAAAGAAUUUGAUUCCGGUAAUCUAUGGAGUAUGACAGAUCUCCUAAACAACUUAGCAAUCGCAAUAAGGCGUAGAGAACACGUCGAUGUGAUGAGAGAUGUAUAUCAAGAAGAGCGCUCAAUUUUCCACACAAGCACAACUGCUGAUACCAAGAUAAGCUGCACGGGUUGCGGCCAACAACAUAAAUUCCAGUACUGUAACAAGUACCCAACAGUUGUGGAUAAGAUAAGGCGCUUACGGGAACUCAGCGCAUGUUGGAAGUGUUUUAGCCCUAAACACCAAACAGAAUUCUGUAAAAGACAGAACUGCACCGUUUGCGGAGGUUCCCACAGUUCAAUCAUCUGUCGUCAAGAUCAACGACACCGAAACCAAUGGCACACUAAUGUCCCUCGACAAAGGUACAGGGUACCAUUCCAAGUACAACACAAUUACCGAUCCAAUUAUCCACGACGACGAAGUAAAACUCCAAGAGGAACAUUCAAAAGUAGAAGCCAUUCGCCUAACCAGCAUUUUCAUAGAAGUAGAAGUUUCAAUUCACAUCGACCUGAACAGUCCCCACAACGCUCAUCAUCCCGGUCAACAUGUAAGCCGUCAAUCAAUAGAGGCACAGUCAGGAGCUCCCCUUCACCUGGGAGAACACCUGAGCGUCAAGUCCGAUUCGGUCAAUCACCCAAGCCAAGAAGGAGGUCUGUUGAAAACAUUACCGUUAACCUACAAGUUCAAGACAGCCAACCUGCAGAAGUCACUGAUGAAUUCACUACCAAUUUCGUGAACAGCAACAACGUACGUCUAAUGGUUGUUCCUGUGCAAUUACAAUCCCCACAAGGGCAAAACAAUGAAACAGUAUUAGCGCUGCUGGAUUCUGCUUCUGACCAAUCAUUUAUAUCAACAUCGCUUGUGAGAAAAAUGAAUCUCAAAACUCAAAAAGAUACCACCAUCGUGGUGAAUACAUUUGGAGGAAGAGCUGAGAAAAAACGAGUACAACGAGUGAUUACCUCCCUAUACAACUCAGAUGGGGAUCACAUCAAGGUUGAACUGCUAACAAGCGAUCACAUAACAGCCCCUCUUCAGAUGGGGUCGAUACAUCCUCAAGACAGCUCCUUCAUUCAAGAACAUUCCGACGUAGAGUCGCAGCGCAUCGUACAGAUGAUCAGCGACAGAGUAGUACCUGAAAUACUUAUUGGGAUGGACUACUUCAACUCCAUACUGAAAUUGAACCAACCGACCAUACGCCUUCCUUCGGGACUUUUCCUCACGCCGACAUUCUUCGGACCGGUUAUAUCAGGAGCUCCUCACUAUGACGAUGCGCAAUCUGAAAAGGACACUAUCAGCAAGAGGCUUGUACACACAUACACAGCAAUUGAUUCAAAUGACAAAAAUAUGGACAUAUCCGAAUUGUGGAAACUCAACACCAUUGGGAUUGAAGACAUGAGUACUGAUGAGGAAAUCAAUAAUCAAAUCAUCGCAGACUUUUACUCAAGUGUGCAAAUCAAAGACAAUAAGAUAUUCAAACAACUCAAUGACAACCUCUACGUUGAUAAUGUUCUGCUUACCGAUGACUCUACACAGGCUCUCAUCAAAAAAUACCAACUAAGCAAACAAGUUUUCAAUAACAUGAGUAUGAACCUUCGCCAAUUCAUCACAAACGACAUUGUCUGCAAUAAGUCGAUAGCUCCCAAAGAUCUAUCAACCAGCAAAACAGUAAAAAUUUUAGGAGUACCAUGGGACCAUCAAGAAGAUUCAUUUUCAAUCAGAUGCAAGCUCCAGUACUCAUCACCAUUAACGAAACGCAGAGUAUUACAAGCAACACACUCAACCUUUGACCCUUUAGGUUUGCUUAUACCUUUGUUAUUACCUGCCAAACUCUUCCUUCAAAACUUGUGGAAACUCAAUUACAAAUGGGACGAAACAUUGCCCCUUGUUCUCCAUAGAGAAUUUCAAUCAAUCUGUGAACAAGCGGCGGAAUUCGAAGCGUCGGUCCCCCGCGCUCUCGCGAGCCUUGCAGCGAGUAAGCGGUAUGAGAUUGUCACAUUCGUCGAUGCGUCAAUACGAUCGUUCGCUGCUGCAUGCUACUUGCGCACGAUCGAUGAGGACGGGACAAUCAGAAGCAGCCUGCUGAUGGCGAGACAGCGGCUUGGCACCGAUCAAUAA
Messenger RNA from Ostertagia ostertagi, 2850 nucleotides. The record is from the annotation of a GenBank genome assembly. NCBI's taxonomy places the organism in Eukaryota, Metazoa, Nematoda, Chromadorea, Rhabditida, Trichostrongylidae.